Molecule: messenger RNA, 3549 nt
Organism: Pocillopora verrucosa
Lineage: Eukaryota; Metazoa; Cnidaria; Anthozoa; Scleractinia; Pocilloporidae
Product: F-box DNA helicase 1
Biological process (GO): replication fork processing; double-strand break repair via homologous recombination
Cellular component (GO): nucleus
Molecular function (GO): ATP binding; DNA binding; 3'-5' DNA helicase activity
Source: RefSeq, a predicted model, not a curated record
UAUGACAUUUAGACAUUUAGUGCUUACGAUUGAGUUUUAUCACUAGCGAUUGAUAUAUUUGGCAUAGAUGGCUUCCCAUACUAAGCAAGCUAAAACAAAAUUAUCGUCAAGGUCAACAUUUGGUCUUGUUGGUGGUGAUGUUAUUGAUUCUUAUGAGGAAGAUGAUUCUCUAGAUUUCAAUCAUAGUAGUACUGAUUUCAGUCAUUUGCCUGCUGAGAUUAUGGAGAAUAUUUUCUGUCAGUUACCUAUCGUGGAUUUGAUGUUGAAUUGUGCCUUGGUGUGCCACCAGUGGUAUAACGUAAUAUCACAGGAUUCUUUUAUUCCUUGGAAGAAGAAAUAUUUUCUUCUAAAGAAUAAGGACAAUUCAUCAGGAGAUGUCAUGAUUGAACUACUGGAGAGAAAAGGACUUUUAGAGGUGGAUAUGUUUCCAUUGAAUCUAGCAAGUUUUAUGAAAGAUUUUAAAAGAAAAGCAAGUUCAUCUUCAAUUGAAAAGUUAAAGACACAUCCCAAGUUCCCUUUGAUAGAGACAUUCUUGGAAACUCUUACCAGCAGCUCAAGAGAGGUUCCUAGUCCUUGGUCUGUUGUAGCACUUCUGACACUGGUAUGCCAAACAGUUUAUGAAGUACAAGAAAUAGUCCAUUGUUUGACAAGGUCCACAUCCUGUCUGGUACAUGACAUUCUGGAAUGUCUUUACUGUCUGGCAUCAAUCUUUUACUUCCUGGAGUCACAAAACAGAAUUGGAAGUGGUCUUCACUACAGGGUGUUCUAUACACUGUAUUUGUAUGAGAAUGCAUUCCGAGCCACAUGUGCAUCUCUUGGUUCUGUGUCUGGUCAGAAUUCUACUGAACAGCAGUCAAUGAUGCAGGACAGGUCAAUCUCUGACAAGUUGCAACUUACCCAAGAACAAGUUCGCAUUAUCAAACAUGAUGUCAAAGUGGGAGAGAUCACAAAAAUUGUAGCAUUUGCAGGAACUGGUAAGACUACAACUCUUGUUAAGUACACCAAGAUGAGGCCUAAGGAACGAUUCCUUAAUGUGGCGUACAACAAGUCAAUUCAGGAACAUGCUGCUAACAUGUUCCCCAGCAAUGUUGAGAACCGUACAAUCCACUCGCUCGCCUACAGAGAAGUGGGAGUUAGAUACAAACACAAGCUUACUGGUGGCUUACGGAUCGGUACUAUCAUGGAUGCCCUUCCCUUGAAUUGCGGAUAUCUUCAUGCCCGACGCGUUGAAGAAACUCUUAAUAACUUCAUAGCAUCUGCGGACACCACUGUGAACCCUAAGCAUGUACCAGCAACCAAAAGAGCCUCAGUGGAUGUUUCUUCCUCAGAAGGAAGCGAGGUUCUGACAUCUAUCUUUGGUGAAUAUGGCUCAGAUACAAGUUAUUUGAACAGCGACCAGCACAUUCAGAAAGUUGUCUCACAUGCGCAUGGCUUAUGGGAGAGAAUGAAAGAUCGAGGAGAUAGAGAAUUUCCAAUCACUCAUGAUGGUUAUCUUAAGAUUUAUCAACUCAACAGGCCAGUUCUUGAUGGAUAUGAUUGUCUCUUGGUCGAUGAAGCUCAGGACUGUACUCCUGCUGCGUCCGACAUUCUUCUCAGUCAGUCUUGUGCCAAGAUUUUAGUGGGAGACCCUCAUCAGCAGAUCUAUGCUUUUCGCGGAGCAAGAAACGCUCUUCAGGAGGUGAAAGGCGCCCACACGUUUUACCUCACUCAGUCAUUCAGAUUUGGUCCGGAGAUAGCUUAUGUUGCGUCUUGUGUUUUGGACGUGUUGAAAGGUGUGCGAAACAAGACUUUGGUUGGAGGAGCUAAGAAAGGCUCAGUGCUUGGUGAACAAUCUGGUCAGCUGUGCGUGAUUACACGCUGUAAUUUUACUCUGUUCAACGAGGCUGCUAAUGUGUGCUGUGCGAACAACGACAAAAAAGUUGGUUUUGUUGGGGGUCUUAAAAGCCUGGCGCUUGAUCGAGUGUUGGACAUCCACAAACUGUUUACUGCUGGUACAAACAAACCUCACUUAAAAAUCAAGGACGCUUUUAUCAAGAAAUUCCGUUCAUUUUCUGAAUUGAAGAAGUAUGCGAAAUGCGCUCCUGACCCGAAACUGCUGAGCAAGAUUAAGAUCGUUGAGGCACAUCAUGUUAUGCUGCCGCAAAAAAUAGAUAAGAUAACUUCCAAAGCCGUCACAAAGUUACGGCAGGCGGAUAUUGUUUUCUCCACAGCACACAAAGCCAAAGGGCUUGAAUUCGACACAGUUCGUGUCACAGAUGAUUUUCUACCUGGAACAGAGAUGGGUGUUCCAUUAUAUGAAUAUGGUGAAGAUGAAAGAAACUUGGUGUAUGUCGCGGUGAGUCGAGCAAAGAAGUGCCUCCAACUCAAUAGUACAAUUCUCAACAUUCUUGGGUACAGAAAGGAACAUUUCGUGAAGGUGGUAUCACCGAAGGAGUUGUCUCAGCCGGCCUUCUGUUUAGACUGUGAGGAAGAUGUCGAGUUUUGUCCGCGGCCUCACGUUGUGAUUCAGAAAGAAAGUGUUGUACUGGGUGGAAACGUGAGAAAGGCUGGAGGCGUUCUUUGUCCUACGUGUGCUGCUGAUAAAAUACCACAUUUAGGAUGUCUGGUUUCUGUAAACGAAGAAAGUUGAGUUCUUUAUUUUCAAGGGCAGAAAGUUUAUUGAAAUGAUGUAUAAAAGAGCAUAUAGAAUUAGAUGUAUCAAAAUUUGUACUUAUUUUAAGAUAGUUAUAAUGAUAUUAAUGCAUAUGAUAAUAACGGUAAUAAUUAGCAGUUAGAGGAUUAGUUUGAGCAUGAUAUCAAGAAUUACCAAAACCGACGCUAAGGCUAAUAAGACAGAUACGACGUUUGAUAACUCAUGAUAUCAUGUGAAAACCAAGUUCUAGAAUUGUUUCAUUAAACAUUUUGUAAACAAUCUGCAAAAGAAGACACUAUUCUUGAGUUUGCAAAAGUUUAGGAACACAGCAAGGACGAAGGACUUGUAAAACAAGGCAGACUUUGAACUCGACAUGAUAAAUGCCUUAUCCGCUGCAGAUAUUGUAUUUAUCAUCAUUGUCAUCUUCACACGCUAUAGUGUCUUUAUGGUAUACUCUCGAUCAAUCAGAUUUUUCUUAAUAAGUCUAAUAUAUGAUGAUAGCUUUAUUGUUCUUAUUGGCCUUUUUAAUCGUUUCUUUGUUAAAAAGGCUGGUAGCCGCAAAAUUUACAUUCGUUCAAUACAGUAGAAUUGACUUAUCAGCAUACAUUCUCGAACAAGCUUCACGUUGCCUUUCCUUACUGUAGAGCACACGUUAUUGUUAAGGAAAGAAUAGAAGAAAAGUGAAUCUCUGUGAUACGACAGAUAAAUUAGACAAUGCUGAAUCAAUAAUUUUCUCAAAGUGCAUCUGUAGUGUAUUGCGUUACCUAAGCGUUACUAUAGUCACGCUAUAUCCUGUAAGACACGAUCGGUACAUGAUUGUAAAAGUACAUUCCUAUGUAAAAGUAGUAUUACUGAUUCCUAGUAUUGUAUUGUGAAUAUAGCUUGUUGAUUCUUUAAUAAAAUUCAGUUGAGCAAUA